Messenger RNA from Fibroporia radiculosa, 1413 nucleotides. RefSeq lists its product as uncharacterized. NCBI's taxonomy places the organism in Eukaryota, Fungi, Basidiomycota, Agaricomycetes, Polyporales, Fibroporiaceae. The record is from RefSeq and is a predicted model, not a curated record. The transcript has 2 exons. Bases 1 to 1413 code for a protein of 470 amino acids.
AUGGAUGAUGUCCUCCCAGCUUUUCGUGUUCUGCCUUCAUUUGUGGAACUCGAUCAUGAAUAUCACCACGAAGACGUGCGGGAUCUAGGCGCAAAAGGAUCAGACCUCAGACAGGCGAUCAAAUUUCAACUGCAACGCAAAAUUCUCCCCAGCGAGAUGUCGCGCUUUCGUUUUUAUGCAGAUCGCAUUCGCCAAUUAGACGUCGACUGUGCUACGGCGCUUUCUAUGCCUACGGACAUACUGGACUACAUCGCAAGCCAUAAUGGAGGCUUCCUUUUUUCUAGAUUGUGUGCUCUGUCCUGGACAAAAACACCCGUUGACCAACGAAUCCUCCCCUUUUUAAGCCCUACGCUUCGCAGCCUUGUCUUGAACGUCGCAGAGGACUCCGACUGUGCCUUGGUGGAGAUUCCAGCUCGGUCGCCCCUAUUAAGGGACUUUCAACUCCAUGGAAGGCCGUGCUAUGCACCACUGUUUGUCGCGUCCUUCAAGCAUCUCCGUGUGGCACACAUCCCGCUGGUUCCCGUCGAUCCUUCCUUGCUUCGUGCUCUCGCAUAUCUGACUGAAUUGGUCGAUCUGGAUAUCAUUCUUGGAGACGUUAUGGAGAAAAUACAAAAACCUGAGUCCCUAUAUUCUCUGCGCAAGCUAAAACUUCAAGGAAAUGUCGCGGCCAUGGCUCAUUUAUUGCAGUAUUGCCAUGCACCCUUACUUCAGCAAGUAGAUAACUGGGACGGGUGCAACGGUUUAUUAUCUGAUUGGGCGACUUACUUGGCGAUUGUAUCACGGAGAUACUCCGCAUCCCUAUGUGUUCUGAACCUGCGGAUGCAAGUCAACAUUAAACCCAGACCACUCGUGCGGUUACUCAAAAUUCUUCGCCCUCUUCAAAGCUUGUCCUCGUUGCGGGAAUUUCGGUUUAGCCACAAUUUCCGUGCUAAUCCAAUUGCAGUUCUCGAAGAUCUGGCUCACGCCUGGCCGUUGUUGACUAAAUUCAGCUUCGACCACUUCUUCAUCCGGUAUUCCGCUGAUAUUGACACUCUAUAUAAACUGAUAUCACUGUGGCCACAACUUGAACAUCUAUCCUUGCCACACGUCGAUUUUUCCGCACCAAACCCGACUUUGGUCAAAGUCGCCUCACACCGGCUUCGAUACAUAGACAUUGGUUUUCAGAGAGGGAAUAUUGCUAGGCUCUCUGGUUGGCUUGUCUCAAUGUUCCCAAAUCUAGAUGUGAGCGAAGAUAUGGCGAUAGCACACGGUAUUCGUAGAGACAUGAUGCCGGAGUGCUUCUUGCUUGCAUUGACAAUCUCCAAGCUAAGGUCGGAAGCAAGGCCCCCGAAACCUGCAUUUACUUCCAAGUUGCCCGUGGCGGUGAGCACCGACUAUAUUGAUCAGAUGGCCAACAGUGUUCGAGCAUAUUAA